AGAGGACAGGGCUCGGGCACGGUCAGAGGGGCUGCCCAUUCUGAGGGAGACGGGAUCCUGGCCCAGUCUUGUGGUCCCAUAGUUUGAAGGGCCAGAAGAGGGGACUCAGACCCUGCCCCUGGGUGUCCCAGCCUAGGGGACAGAAGAGAAAAGAACCCAGGCUCUGUCCUUGGGGGCUCCCAGUCUGGAGGUCCAUGCUGGCAGCAAGGCCGCACUGGCUGCCCUGUGCCCUGGAGACCUGAUCCAGGCCAUCAAUGGUGAGAGCACAGAGCUCAUGACACACCUGGAGGCUCAGAACCGCAUCAAAGGCUGCCAUGACCACCUCACGCUCUCUGUGAGCAGGCCUGAAGGCAAGAGCUGGCCCAGUGCCCCAGAUGACAGCAAGGCUCAGGCACACAGGAUCCACAUUGACCCUGAGGCCCAGGAUGGCAGUCCAGCGACCAGCAGGCGGCCCUCAGCCACAGGAUUUGGGCCAGAAGAUGGUAGGCCAGGCCUGGGAUCUCCUUAUGGGCAGCCACCUGGCCUCCCAGUCCCUCACAAUGGCAGCAGCAGUGAGGCCACCUUAUUGGCCCAGAUGAGCACCCUGCACGUGUCUCCACCCCACAGCACUGACCCAGCCAGAGUCCUCCCGCGGAACCGCGACUGCGGAGUCGACCUGGGCUCUGAGGUGUACAGGAUGCUGCGGGAGCCGGCCGAGCCCCCAACUGCAGAGCCCAAGCAGUCAGGCUCCUUCCGCUACUUGCAGGGCAUGCUGGAGGCCGGGGAGGGUGGGGAGCGGACGGGGCCUGGCGGCCCCCGAAACCUCAAACCCACGACUGGCAAGUUGGGCGCCCCGCUGAGUGGCCUGCAGGGGCUACCCGAGUGCACGCGCUGCGGCCACGGCAUCGUGGGCACCAUCGUCAAGGCACGGGACAAGCUAUACCACCCCGAGUGCUUCAUGUGCAGUGACUGCGGUCUGAAUCUCAAGCAGCGCGGUUAUUUCUUUCUGGACGAGCGGCUCUAUUGCGAGAGCCACGCCAAAGCGCGCGUCAAGCCGCCCGAGGGCUACGAUGUGGUGGCGGUGUACCCCAAUGCCAAGGUGGAACUCGUCUGAGCCUCUUCCGGAACCUUUUGUCUCUGCUUCUUUUAAUGCCCCCGCGCAGCCCAUGUAAAUAUGUGUUUGCCCCUUGCCUUUCUAAUAAACUCUGCUCAGCCCCGUCCA
This is a messenger RNA of Hipposideros armiger (great roundleaf bat), 1201 nucleotides long. It is a transcript of the gene PDLIM4, whose product is annotated as PDZ and LIM domain 4. Gene Ontology annotation, cellular component: adherens junction; Z disc; stress fiber. Lineage: Eukaryota; Metazoa; Chordata; Mammalia; Chiroptera; Hipposideridae. The record is from RefSeq and is a predicted model, not a curated record. The transcript has 7 exons. Gene Ontology annotation, biological process: actin cytoskeleton organization; heart development; muscle structure development. Bases 275 to 1093 code for a protein of 272 amino acids. Gene Ontology annotation, molecular function: muscle alpha-actinin binding; actin binding.